Messenger RNA from Triplophysa rosa, 1679 nucleotides. RefSeq names its product histone-lysine N-methyltransferase EHMT2-like. Bases 528 to 1202 code for a protein of 224 amino acids. NCBI's taxonomy places the organism in Eukaryota, Metazoa, Chordata, Actinopteri, Cypriniformes, Nemacheilidae. The transcript has 7 exons. Gene Ontology annotation, molecular function: protein-lysine N-methyltransferase activity; histone methyltransferase activity; p53 binding. The record is from RefSeq and is a predicted model, not a curated record.
AAAAAAUGGUAUCGGUGCAUCCCUAACUAUAAUCCAAUUAUGUAUUAUAUUUUCUAAGGGGUACCAACAAAUGUGCCCUGACCAUUUUAGAAUAUCUUUGUAGAAUAAGCAAUAAUUCAUCUCUUUCCACAGCUUCUUUGCUUUAUUCUAUGACAUACCAAAGGCAUGCAAGUAUGCAUGAUAGAAUAGCUUUUAAUUUCAUCACUCUUCAGGAGGAAUGAAGCAUUAUUUCAAUGAGCUGUAAGGGUACCAACAAAUUUGAGCACGUCUGUAUAUAUAUAUAUGUUUUAUUUUUUAUUAUGGAAAUCUGUGUAUGAUGUUUCAGAGAUAUAUCACGGGGUUAUGAGGAGAUCCCUGUGCCGUGUGUGAAUGGGGUGGACCAUGAGCCCUGCCCCAUCAACUUCAAAUACGUUCCAGAGAGCUGUUUCACCUCUCAAGUCAAUAUAGAUGAGAACAUAACACACUUACAGCACUGUAGCUGUAAAGGGGACUGUGCUUCUAGCAGCUGUAUCUGCGGUCAGCUCAGCAUGCGCUGUUGGUAUGACAAGGAUGGCCGCUUGCUGAAAGAUUUCUGCAGGGAUGACCCACCCUUCUUGUUUGAGUGCAACCAUGCAUGUUCCUGUUGGAGAACAUGUCGCAAUAGAGUGAUACAGAAUGGGCUCAAGGUGGGACUACAGGUAUUUAGGACUGAGAAGAUGGGCUGGGGGGUCCGCGUACUGCAGGAUAUUCCUGAGGGAGCUUUCAUAUGCGAGUUUGCAGGUGAGAUCAUUUCAGAUGGAGAAGCUAAUGCUCGAGAUGACGACUCGUACAUGUUCAACCUAGAGAAUAAGGUUGGACAGGUCUACUGCAUCGAUGCUCAAUUUUACGGUAAUGUUGGCAGGUUUAUAAAUCAUCAUUGCGACCCUAAUUUGUUUCCGGUACGUGUGUUCACCAAACACCAGGACCUCCGCUUUCCUCGAAUUGCACUCUAUGCAAGCAGGCCUAUUCACACUGGAGACGAGUUAGGGUUUGACUAUGGCGAUCCCUACUGGCAAAUCAAGAAAAAGUACUUCUCUUGUCAUUGUGGCUCGGCAAAAUGUAGAUACUCCAUUCUGGGCCAGGACAAUGCGGAAGGCUCAGUCCGAGCACACAGUGAUCAGACCGCUGCUCAGGUGGAACACAUUCAGUCAGCUAACACAAUUGUAGCAAUAGUGCAACCCUGAGCCCUGCUUCAUAAACAUGGACCUUCAACAAUUAACUGCAUGCAGGAGUACAAUGCAUUGUUUUGCAACUCCCAGCUCCAAGGAAAAAACUGAACAAAGAUAAAACAUCAUUUAUUUUAUAUCAGAGAGCCAUUGGACAGCAUUUGCAAUUUGAACAGAAUGAAUAUUUAAGGGAGUGUUUUACAGAAAUUUGUUUCUCUAGAAUCAUGGAGAGGAUCCGUAAUUGUAUGAAAAAGCAUACAUUAUCCAAGUAAAUGGAUUGAGUAUUUUUUAGAAAUAACAUUUUAUACAUCCUGUAUUAAAUGUAAAUGAAUUUUAGCAUUUUAUCAUGAUCAGAAAUGGUGGAGAAAAUUACUGCACAAUUUUUUAAUUAUCAGGGCUGUUUUCUAAGUUUGUUCCGCACGUUGACAUUUUACUAUGAAUUUCAAUAUCAUGCCCAUAAGAAAUAAAGCUUUCCAUGGUGUUUUUAAUUAUUAA